Molecule: messenger RNA, 1828 nt
Organism: Sphaeroforma arctica JP610
Lineage: Eukaryota; Ichthyosporea; Ichthyophonida
Exons: 3
Coding region: 42-836 (264 amino acids)
Molecular function (GO): amino-acid racemase activity
Source: RefSeq, a predicted model, not a curated record
AAUCACUCUACCCCGUCAGGCCGUCACUGCUGUUAAGCACAAUGUCUUCAAACAAUCCUCGCCUGGGUAUACUCACUGGUAUUUCAUAUGUGUCUGGGGUAGACUACUACCGCACCAUAAAUGAACUGGCCUCGAGUCUGCUGCCCAGAGGGCGUACUAUGAUUCGGAAUCCUCAUAUGAACCUGGUGUCUGUUGAUUGCGAUGAAUAUGCAACAUAUCUUAACGACGGUGACAUGAAUGGUGUGCUGGAGUACCUGUACGAUGCUGUCAAGAGGCUGCUUGCGGCAGGUAGUGAGGUGCUUGUGAUCGCCUCCAACACAGGCCACUGUGUGGUGCCCCUGGUAGAGCAACGUACCAACAUCCCCAUACUGCACAUAGCCGACACGUCUGCACAUGCUAUCAAGCAGAAAGGUCUACGAAAGGUGGGCCUAUUAGGCACCAAGCCGACUAUGCAGGAUGGCUCUUGGCUCAAGUCACGCAUCAAUACGCACGGCAUUGAGGUCGUGGCCCCGACAAAGCUUGCCGAUCUAAUAAGGUGCUACGACAUCAUAUGUCUGGAACUCAGUGCCAACAUCUUCCGCGAUGAGUCGGCUGAGUUUCUGCUGUCUCUCAUACAGACACUGGUCACUGAGGAGGGUUGCGAGGGUGUGAUACUGGGUUGCACUGAGCUUGAGAUUCUACUUACCGAGGAGAAGGUGCUCGAGGCAAAAGUUUCAAUCCCAUUGUUUAGGUCAGCCGCACUUCAUAUCCAUGCGGCCGCCAAUAUUGCUGCCGGCCAGAAAAGUGUCCAGGACUAUUUGCCCCCAAACCGAGGGGUGCAAGGGCAGGCUGAAUAGUAUGUACUUCGGUUUUGAGCCUCGACGUGUCACAAAUGGGCACAGGCGACGUCUGUAGUAGGCAGGAGGCUGUAUUGUAAGGGAGCGAAGAAGAAAGAAGAUGUAAGGGAGAAGAUGUAAGGGCGAAGAAGUCUAUCCUUGAAUUUGUCAGAAAUGUCGGAUCUCGAGUCCAACUCGUCCGACGAGCAUUGAAAGGGCACAUCCUACCGACGGCCGUACCGUGUUGGUCUCUACCUACAGUCCGCAAGGAACCCGUCACAUCUGAAGCAGAACAGCAACUAAUUCUGUCAUUUUAAAGCACUAAGAGACGGAAUUAAUUCGGGCGGCCGGAUGGUCUCCAGCUCUCUGUUGUGGUUCGAGAUAUGCACUUCUGCCGCAUCAGCGUCCGCCAUUCACGUUUUCUCUUCGCGGUCUCUCGCAUAGUUGCCCAGCACACUAUUAGAUUAGCACACUAAGGACUAGCACACUAUUAGAUUAGCAUACUAUCAGAUCAGCACACUAUUAGAUGUUAGAUGGUAGAAGUGAGCUCUAUCAUCCCGGAAUACACUGCAUUCGACAGGGUUUUAGGUGUUGUGUAGACCCACUCCAUGGCCCGGGCUGCAGCACAUGUGUGUGUGUGCACAGUGGCGCUAUAGUCACGCACAUUUUACGAGUAAGUUGUGGUGCCGGGAUACACAACGCGGGCGAAUUGAGUUUGGCCCAGCAUUCGGUCAAAGAGACACAAUCCUCGGGCAAACUCAUGCAAGAGAUCGGGAAGCGGGAGGGAAAGAGAGAGGUGGAGACCACAUAACAGGUGUUCCUUCUGCCGCUGCACUCAACACUGUAUAUGUCUUUCGCCUGACAGUAGAGAUAUUAAUGCGCAGCCUGAUACGUACACCGCUCAUCACCACCAACGACCGAGUUCGAAGACAAGUAAAAGGGGAGAAUGAAUACACAUUUGGAAAGAUGGGUUUACAUGUCUAUAUCCCACAGAUUAAAAUAUUUGUAUUGGG